This is a messenger RNA of Lolium perenne, 1811 nucleotides long. RefSeq names its product BTB/POZ and MATH domain-containing protein 2-like. The record is from RefSeq and is a predicted model, not a curated record. NCBI's taxonomy places the organism in Eukaryota, Viridiplantae, Streptophyta, Magnoliopsida, Poales, Poaceae. Gene Ontology annotation, biological process: protein ubiquitination. Gene Ontology annotation, molecular function: protein binding.
GGUGCUGUGGCAUCUUAUUUCUUUCCAAAAGCAAACGAAUAAUGGAGGUCAGUGGUAGUUUUGCUUCCCUAGUUUUCUUAGUCACUGAUCUCAUCCACUCACGCCUAUUUCUAAGUUGCUGGCGCGAUUUCUUCUUGCUCACUAGUCAGUAUCAUAAUCUCCUUCUUCUUUGUGUAGCCUCCAUUGCAAACCAUGUCGACCUCCGCCUCCUCCUCAACCAUUGUGGUCGGAACGGUGAACAGAUGCCAUCUGCUCAAGAUCGACUCCUACUCGCGCACCAGGGAUCUGCUCCCCUGUGGCACCUGCGCCACAUCGCGCGACUUCCGUGUGGGAAACUAUACCGCGCACAUCCAGUGCUACCCCAGCAACUACUACGUAUCCCUCAAACUCAUUCUGGAUAUUGGUACGUCUGUUCUCCACCACAAGAGGGGGCAGGUUCAGUUCAGUGUGCUUGAUCAGGCCUGUAAGCCAGUUUCUGAGUACACCAAAACAACCACGAUUGACUUUACGCUGAACCAGGAUAGCUUCACCUUCUUUCGGCGAAGAAACCCCCGUUUCACCUUCUCAGCUGAUUUAACAAGGGUUGAAAAAUUUGAGAAAUGGGUGCUCCUCAACGGCGAUUGCUUCACGAUCAGGUGCGAUAUAACCCUCAUGGAGGCACCCAGCGCUACAACUCCAGUCGAACCAGAUGCUGUCGCACCACCGUCGGACCUGCACCGCCACCUGGGCGGUCUGCUCCUAGGCGGAGAGGGCGCAGAUGUGAAGUUCCAAGUGGGGGAAGAGUCGUUCCACGCGCACAGAUGUGUGCUUGCUGCCCGGUCGUCGGUGUUCAAGGCGGAGUUCUUCGGUCCUAUGGCUAUGGAGGAGCACACCGUCAAAGGUGUUGUGCAUGUGGAUGGCGUGGAAGCUCAGGUAUUCAAGGCUUUUCUACAUUUCGUGUAUACGGACUCGCUGCCGGACAUUAGCAAAGAAGAGGAGAUAUGGAUGGCUCAGCAUUUGCUCGUAGUGGCAGAUCGGUAUGACACGGAGAGGUUGAAGCGUGUGUGCGAAGACAAGCUGCUCAAGAGUAUUGAUGUGAACUCGGCCACCACUACGUUGGCUCUAGCUGAGCAGCAUCACUACUACGGGCUCAAGGAGGCUUGCUUGGAUUUUCUCGAGCUCCCUGGGAACCUUAAAGCAGUGGUGGCGAGUGAUGGCUUCGACCAUCUAGCCACAAGCUGCCCCGCCGUUCUAAGGGAGAUAAUCGCAAAACUUGCUGAGCUUUGACUUCCAGGGCAAACUCUUCAAUGCGGCAACUUAAUCGCCUUUAAUCUGGAACAUCCAUUGGACAAGGGUUCAGCACUAGGGUUAGGGUUGCAGGAGGCGCCCGCUUCCCGUCCCGCAUAAGAAAAUUUAGAGCAAAAUGAGGUACGGAAUAGAUCAGAAUUAGAGAAACAUCUGUUCACAGCCCGUGCCGCUUGCCACUCUAAUCGGGUUAUUUCUUCUUGUAAUCAGUUGCCUAUGAAGAAAGCUUGAUAAACCCAUUUCCCCCCUAUUUCUGUCACUUCAGUUUUAUCGCUGCAUGGUUCUACUGUAUGUCUGUAUCUCUUCCGCUUGCCUUUUCUUCUUUCCUGUAGCCCCCAUAAUCACCUCUAAGAGGAUCUUCAACAGGUGAUGUAUAGAGUACCUUGGGCAAAAAAAAGGAGCUCCAGUAGGUGAUGAUGCACUCGAACAAAUAGCAAUUUCAGUUGUCAGAAUGAUUCUAGAUCAUGUAACCUGAUAGAAUACUUUGCUGCUAACGGAACUUGUGAAACUCCUUAAAGAGAAGAAUA